This is a messenger RNA of Labrus bergylta (ballan wrasse), 5000 nucleotides long. Its product is annotated as protein EFR3 homolog B. The record is from RefSeq and is a predicted model, not a curated record. Lineage: Eukaryota; Metazoa; Chordata; Actinopteri; Labriformes; Labridae. Gene Ontology annotation, cellular component: plasma membrane. Gene Ontology annotation, biological process: protein localization to plasma membrane.
GUAUAUUUGCCCGCCAUGCCCUUACCAGCGCCUGAUGUCCCGGCCUCUCAGAGGCUGGCACUGGACUGUCGUAUUUUGGACCAUCGCAUUAGCAAGGGGGUUUGCGGUUGUUGCGGGGCUCUCCGGCCUCGGUACAAGAGACUGGUAGACAACAUCUUCCCAGAAGACCCCGAGGAUGGUCUGGUGAAGGCCAACAUGGAAAAGCUGACAUUUUACGCCCUGUCAGCUCCGGAGAAGCUCGACCGUAUCGGAGCGUACCUGUCUGAGAGACUGUCGAGGGACGUGGCCCGACACAGAUACGGGUAUGUGUGCAUAGCUAUGGAAGCCCUGGACCAGCUGCUGAUGGCCUGCCACUGUCAGAGCAUCAACCUGUUUGUGGAGAGUUUCCUUAAGAUGGUGCGCAAGCUAUUGGAGUCAGACAAACCCAGCCUGCAGAUCCUAGGAACCCAUUCUUUUGUGAAGUUUGCCAACAUAGAGGAGGAUACGCCUUCGUACCAUCGCAGCUAUGACUUCUUUGUUUCCCGCUUCAGUGAGAUGUGCCACUCCAGCUAUGAGGACCCUGACAUCCGCACAAAGAUACGCAUGGCAGGUAUCAAGGGUCUGCAGGGUGUGGUGAGGAAGACUGUGAAUGAUGAGCUGCAGGCCAACAUCUGGGACCCUCAGCACAUGGACAAGAUCGUCCCCUCGCUGCUUUUCAACCUCCAGAGUGGAGAGCGGACAGAGAGCCGCUCCCCGUCUCCGCUGCAGGCGUCGGAGAAGGAGAAGGAAAGCCCAGUUGAGCUGACGGAGCGCUGCUUCAGGGAGCUGCUGGGACGAGCCGCCUAUGGAAACAUCAAGAACGCCGUCACGCCCGUGCUGAUGCACUUAGAUAACCACUCUCUAUGGGAGGGGAAGACCUUUGCAGUGCGUUGCUUCAAAAUCAUUAUGUACUCCAUACAGUCCCAGCACUCUCAUCUGGUAAUCCAGCAGCUUCUCGGUCACCUGGAUGCAAACAGCAAGAAUUCAGCCACAGUGCGAGCUGGGAUAGUGGAAGUGUUGCUGGAGGCAGCAGCCAUUGCAGCCAGCGGCUCUGUAGGUCCCACAGUACUGGAGGUGUUUAACACUCUGCUGCGGCAGCUCCGCCUGAGCGUCGAUUACGAGCUCACCGGCUCUUAUGAUGGCAGCACCAACAUCGGCACAAAGAUCAUCAAAGCCCACGAGGAGAGGCAGCUGCAGGAGGCUGUCAUCAGAACCAUUGGUUCAUUUGCAAACACUCUUCCAACAUACCAGAGGUCAGAGGUCAUGCUCUUCAUCAUGGGCAAGAUCCCUGUGCCUGGGGUUCACCCAGCUCUGACCUCCACAAGCUCUGGGCCUGAAGGCACCAGGAUGAUUCAGGUUAUGUUACUGAAGUCCUUGGUUCAGGUGACAGCAGGUUACCAGACCACCAACAUGCUGACAGCACUGCCCAGCUCCUUCCUGGAGCCUCUGCUGUCCUUCUCUCUAACAGAGGAUCCGGAGCUUCGGCUGCUGGUGCUCCAGAUCCUUCUCAGUCUGAUCGACAGGCACGAGAACACACCCAAGUUCUCCAAUAUCAGCAUCCUCGCAGACAUCUCUGUGCUCAAACUCAAAGUCGACAAAUGUUCCAGGCAGGACAACUUGUUCAUGAAAAAGCAUGGCCAGCAGCUGUAUCGACACAUCUACCUGGGUUGUAAGGACCAGAGCAGCGGUCGGCAGCAUUACGAGACCCUGUUCACUCUGCUGGGUCUUCUGAGCGUGGAGCUGGCAGUCGAAGAGGUGGUGGUGGACCUCAUUCGCCUGGCACUAGCCUUGCAGGACCUGGCGCUCUCCACAGACGAGGCUCUGCCUGUUUAUAACCGCUGUGCUGUUCAUGCUCUCGCCGCCGCCUACCUCAACCUCAUCUGCCAGCUCACCACCGUGCCGGCCUUCUGCCAGCACAUCCACGAGGUAAUCGAGGCGAGACAGAAAGAAUGUCCCCAUCUUUUGCCUGAAGACGUCUUCAUUGACAAUCCAAAGCUGCCUUCUUCACUAGAGAAGGUGGAAGGGGAUGUGUUGUUUCUCCAGUCGAAGAUCACCGAGGUCCUGGGAGGCAGUGGCUAUAACACGGAGAGACUGGCUACACCUUAUGUCCCGCAGUUUACUGAUGAGGACCGACUGUCCAAGAGGAAGAGUAUUGGGGAGACCAUCUCACUACAAGUGGAAGUAGAGUCCCGAAACAGUCCAGAGAAAGAGGAGCGGACCCCAGCAGAGGAGAUAACAUUUGAAACCCUGAAAAAUGCAAUCGUGGACAGUGUGGGUAUGGAGGAGCAGGAGAGGGAGCGGAGAAGACAAGUGGUGGAGAAGUUUCAGAAGGCCCCCUUCGAGGAGAUAGCUGCCCACUGUGGUGCCAGGGCUACACUACUGCAGAGCAAACUCAAUCAGAUCUUUGAGAUUACAAUCAGACCCCCGCCGAGCCCGUCUGGAACCAUUUCAUCAGGUUAUGGCCAAACCCAGAGUCGAUCUGUUCCCAUCUACGAGAUGAAGUUUCCUGACCUUUGUGUGUACUAGACCUGAAAAUCCAUUGCAAACCUACUGAACUGUUUUAGUAUUAGAGGAAAGGAACAGGAUUUGGGUGGGGGGGGGGGGGCACACAGUUACUCACUGUAAAGGCAUCCUGACCAUUAAAUAGAACAACAGCAGACUGAAGAACAAGCCCUGAUUAACUUAGCGGAAUGAAAUAAUGGCUAAUCAAUCUUCUGAAUGCAGCCAAAAAAAGCUUGCCAGCUUAAGAAGAAAAGACAACAAAGCAGUAAAACAUGCUUUCAUUUUAACAUUUUAACUCUUUCCUCAUUAGAUGUCUGUAGAAACUCCACUGGUUGGAUUUUCAAAUUAAAAGUUGCAGGGCAAUGUGAGGAUAAAAUGAAGUGACAGAACUGGAAGUUACUUUUUUGCUUUUAGAAAGAUACUUAAGAUGCAUGUUUUUUAACUGGACAUUUUUUUAUAGCUCUGCAACUUUCUGACAUCCCCCCCCUUUAAGGUCUUUAAAAGGUUGCCAUAGUAACACUUGAUGAGAAACAAGAUUGUCCAUUCUAUUAAUUUAUCUUUUUUUUAUGCUAAACUAUGUUCUAUUGUUUGUUGACUUUAUGACCGUAAAGAGAGUGUAUGAUUUAGGUGAAUCUAAAUGAACUUUUUGUGUACAUUUAAUUGAAAUAUUGAUAGAUAUAUUUAAAUAUGAUGCUAUUCCUUUCGUUCCCCGUGUUACCACACUCUAGAAAAUAUUUCUCCAGUGUUUUAAUGCUUUCAUGUUUUUCUGUUUUGCCUUUUUAGCAUUAGCCAAAAGUGCUUUUUCUUUUAUGACUGGUAUUUAUUUCUUGCACCUGUUUAGUUUUCUUUUAAUUAUUUAUAGAUUGCUAAUUCAAUGAGGGAUAACCGUCAAUCUGUGUGCUAUCCUCCCAAAGUGAGUGUGCCUUACAGGUGACUCAAGUUAAAACAGUACCAUACACUGCACCAGUCACGUUCGGUCACUAAACUUCUGAAUCAUGUUUACCAGAAACACUAGGAGACAAUUAAGCAUCCUUUAUUUUUCUCCUUUCCAUAUAAAUGUGUAUAUACAGAGAACUAUAUAAAUCUUUAAGAUGAUGUACAGUGUAGGGUUGUGUUGGUGUGUAUAUAUCCUGUAUAUGAAUUCUAAUUUUAGACUGCCACUGCACUGAUUGUGUCCAUGAAUUAUGAAAAAAACGUAGUUAGAAUUCAGAUGUGAAAAUUUGUCGGCAAAUAAUUAACAAGCACCUCAUGAAUCAAAAGGUGAAUUCUCAAUGGUGUGAACAGCUCACAGCAGAGGCCUUAAUCAUCUCGAGGCCAGUAGAUAACACUAGUGAAGGCUGAAAGCAUCCUGCUCAACUAUGAAUUAACCAAUCUUUGCAGAAAAAAGUUUUCUCUCGCAAAUUCUAAGACAGCACCCACAGCCAUGACUUUGAUUGAUGACAUCACACCCUAAGUCCUGCUGCAACAACUUUGCACUCUUUUUACUCCACACUGCUACUGCUGCAGCCUCCGAACUGUCCAUCUUUCUCAUUCAGCAACAUAUAAAUAAGUCUAAAAGCCAUUCUGUGUGCAUGUACACACACACACACAUACACACAAACACAGAUAAAGAGAAGUACCAUGGCAAUAAUUUGGCACUAGCCUGGCUAAUAGCCCAACCGUUAGUAGCAGAUGCUUUUCUGUGUUUGAACUUGUACCUUCUGUGCUGUGACGGUUCGGUUUUGUUAAGUUGUGAGAAAAAGUCCCUCCUUCUUCGCUCCUGGGCUUCUGUGAAAUAACUGCAUUUCAUGUGAAAGUGUCUCAAGCAUCUUGUUUGAAGUACAAAGUCUGUCUGGUUUGUCCCUGAUUGUCAAGUGUUGCAGUCCAGUUUGUUUUAUUUUUAUUCUUUCUUACAAUGCGAUUUCCCGUGUAUGCAUAUUUAUGUUCACACACAUGCCGGUGUAUCUGAUCGUCUUCAUGUUUACCCUUGUUGUCACUGCAGGUGUGUGUGUUCACAUGUCCAUUUGAAAAACUGUAUCAUCAAUGUCCACGACCAAACUCUUCAAACACAGUUUACAGUUUUUUGUGCGGCCACAUUUGUAAAGAGCGAGCUAAGUGAACGCAACAUGCAGCUGUCUAAAACCUUCCAGUGACACCUUGUUUGUCAAAUUGUCUUUUUCAGCAUCUUGCGACUUGGCGGUGAAGACCUGUAAAUCUACCAGUGUGCUCGUCGUCAUUGCAUAGCGUAAUGUAAUAUUAACUGACAGUAAUCCAAUCUUACUUUUGUCAUUACAUGUCUGGUUAAUAGAUCUGUUUACAAAGUAGUGCUGUAGGUCAAAUCUAUUCAUUCUGUGAACUUUGCACUUUAAAAACUGGAUAACCUAGUGACAAAGGCAGCUUUUACAUGGAGAAAAUGCCUUAUGAGUGCCAUACCUGACUUUGCAUGCUAGUAGUGUUGAUGUAUUGUACAAUAAAAUUGUCGGUAACCGUAAGCAAUCUGA